AUGGCUACUACUCAUUACCCACUACUUUACGAUCGUCAACCUGCUAUUUUUAUACUUUGUAAAAUGGAUACAUUAAUUCCUAACAAUUCUGUACACAUUAACGGUGGUAAAGAUUUGGAAAUUAUUACAGGUAUUCCUUAUAAGAUAAUAAACGAAGGUCAUUAUUUAGAUAAUGGGGGUGCAGAUUAUGGCUCAUAUGUUACUUUAUGUGGGCAUAAUUAUGACCAAAAUGAUUCCAAGUAUUCAAGGCAAAUAUGGUAUAUUGAAGAAUCGACAAAUCUUGGUGAAUAUAGAAUUUCCAGCAAUGGAAAAUAUUUAGAUACUUUUGGAGGGGAACAUGAAUUUGCAUGUCGUAUGAGUUAUGAAAACCAUUGUGAUAGUCCUUAUUAUUCAAGGCAGUUAUGGUUGUGGAAAUUUGAAAUUGCUGAUUAUCAACUCAAAGCUGAGAUUGAAAAUUUUAAAUACGACGAACAAAUUAAUGAUUUAGAAUCAUAUGUAACUAAAGUUUCUUCUAGUAUUUUCACUUCAAGAAAUCAAUCACUUGGCAGUAAUAAGUUAGGAAUUACCCUAUCUGAAAAAAUGCAAAAUAUCACAUCUUGGUCUUUUAACAAAAGUAAGGAGAUAGCUUUUUUAGAUAAACUUAAUGUUGAUAUUAAGGCAGAAUAUGCAGGAGUUAAAGGAAAUUUACCUGAAAUUAUCAAUUGGGAUAAUAAAACCAUUUCUUUAGAAACUACCAAAAAAGUUAAAUUAGAUGAAACUAAUGUUUCUGGAAAAUAUUCUGUGGAAAUUCAAAAAAAGGAUGAUGUUGAAGUUAAAAUAAUUUGGCACAAGGUUAAUUUAGAUGUUCAAUUUACCGCAACUGCAAAAAUUAUGGGAUUUUCUGAUCGUCUAAGGAAAAACGGAUCUGUGGCCAAGAUGGAACAAGUAGAUGCCAAUGCUACAUUAAGUUUCUUAAGAAAUUCCGGUUUCGAUGGAACAAUUAUUGGCACAGAGGGAAAAAAUGUUUUAGUUGAAAUUACUGGUAAUGUUAAUAUUCAAGGUGCCUUAAAAUAUGAAAUAGAAAAGUCCAAUGUUAUUCUUCCCAGUUUAAAUCCUGCAGGUGAUGACCAAAUAGUUGAUGACCACGUGCUUGUCUAA
Molecule: messenger RNA, 1137 nt
Organism: Cetraspora pellucida
Lineage: Eukaryota; Fungi; Glomeromycota; Glomeromycetes; Diversisporales; Gigasporaceae
Source: the annotation of a GenBank genome assembly